Messenger RNA from Serendipita indica DSM 11827, 3150 nucleotides. The record is from the annotation of a GenBank genome assembly. NCBI's taxonomy places the organism in Eukaryota, Fungi, Basidiomycota, Agaricomycetes, Sebacinales, Serendipitaceae.
AUGCCUCUUUCAAACGAAUUAUGGCGGCGUCAACUCGAUGAUCAUCUCGACGUGUACGUGCGGCGCCAUAUCGCACAGGACGCAAUGGAGUAUUCAGCAGCUGAGAUGGAGACGAUCUUCAAAGAACACCUCAAUCCGGUCUCAGAACUCACAUCCUUUGCCCUAUUUGAACAAUCCGGUCCGCUCGAAACGUUCAUAGAGCGUAGUAACGUUCAAAAAGAUCUCUCAGAGGGUAAUUCUGCACUCUCGACCGAGAAGUGGCAGACCUCGAAGAUUGUCAUGGACUACCUUAAAGGUAUUGUCAACCUAAACUCCUUGAAGAAUGAGAAGUCCGAGAGAACAUCGCAGCUGUGGAAUAUAGAAAUACCGCCCACGUCGACUCGAUUUGUACAACCCUUACUCAGUCAGGUUGCAAUGAGGGAAACGCCUUUUGACUGCGACAACAAUAUAGUGGAUUACUCAAGUCAAGGAUCUAGUCAUAGCAAUCAGCGCGGUCGAAAGUCUCAAUUAGCAAGUACAUUGGCCAUCCCCAAUGUGUCUUGUCUCUUCAAGACAUUCCCCACCGAGGAAGAGAUUCCUCUAUCCGAUUUUGAUCGGAUGGCUCUCACUGAACCUCGUUUGCGUAUCUCGCGGGAGGAUACUACCUCGGUUCUCUCUUUGGUGAAGAGUAUUCCUUUCUCUGCCGCUGUUCCCAAGGAAGAUGUCCUGCGAUCGACUCGCACUAUCUCGUUCAACGAUAACGAUGGCUUGAUGGAAGGCAUCCUUCCUUUCACACCCCCACUAUUUCCUCGAAAGGAGAAAUCCCUUUCAAUAAUCCAGAGAACGGGAAACUCACUCAAAUCUGACAUCGCCCCUCUUCUCUCCCCGGUAAGAACACAGGAUAACUCAGAGAUGAAUAUGCAGACGCAGAUGAUGGAAUUAAUUGAUGGGUUUGAAAUGCCGUCGCCUACUCCAACAAUUGUGUAUGGAACCUCUGAAAAUGACACUGGUAACUUUGCUUCAGAAGAGAAUGAACAUGGAGAGUUCCCAAGUUCGCCCUCGAUCGGCACCAAUAUCCUCGCCAAGUUGCUCGAUGGUAGAAUAGAAAAGGUGCUUCUGCCGCGAACAGAAGAAUUACCAUCUCUCCAGACUCGUACAACAACGUCAUACCACUUCACAGACCAGAGCUUUGUGACGACACUCACUGGGGUCCUCGAAGGCGGAAUGGAUGUCCCUUUGCCCUCGUCUCCCCGUCUCCCAGGGCAAGCAGACCACGAAAGGGUAUCCGAGGUAUUAUGCUCAGAUAUAGCUCGCUCCUUGGAUUCCCUGGGUGGAGGGAUGACGAGCAUGGACGUCUAUUCGCUCAUCUCAGGGGAAACACUUGAGGAUCAAGAGAGCUCGAUACUCUUACCAGUCCCAAAUCUCACGUUAUCCCACGAAUCGGCCCGCAAGGGUCGACUGUUGCCGCAGGUUUUGGCAGAUCUACGGUUCCUGCCGCUAGAUGUGCCUUUGGGCCCCUCCCAUCCUUCGAUCAAACCUUCUUGUUUCUUGGAGCCGACCGGAAGUGUUGUAUCACUCGCAUUGUCGCUUUCUUGGCAGCCUUUCUACUACAAAGGCAACUUUUUCUCAGACGAAACUGUGUGCAUGGUCGACCAGCUGCUAUCCUCAACCGGUGACGGUGAAGCGCGCCAUCUCUUAGACGCAUAUGCCUCACUUUCCGGCGUUUCUAGUCCAGAAACCUGGCCAGAGUAUCUGCUCGAUAACGAAUUUAGCUUUCACGAAUGGCCAGAUGAUCGCAUUUUGCUCAGUCGACGCGAGCAAAUUUCACAGAACGCCCUUGGUAUUCCUGGAGUCUCCAGAAAGACAAGCCGGACGGUCACUGACGGUAUUUCUCGCCCCAGUAGUCCACCUGCAGCGUUUCCACCGCCUCCAGAGCUUCCGUUCCCAUCGCCGUUUAGAAGGUCAGAAAUCCGUGUAGAUGGUGUUAUAGAAGCGGAGAGCGGGACAUCUCGUGGCGUCCAAUCUGACGGCGGGUCUCCGCAUAUUCAACCAUUUGCACCGGGUGAUGGUCAUAUUGCGAGUAUAUCUACUCCAAAUAAUUUCUCGCUGUUCGUGGAUGAGUCACCUCGAACGGAGCAAAGAGAAAUUAUCAACACUCCCCCGACCUGGUCCAGUCGUGCGUCGCUGCACCAGUAUCUCGCUCAGCGUGGAGUUGUCACUCAAGCUGAUCGAGGUGAAACGGGUAGCUUGGAGCCUGGAGAAGGCGACUCUCUCCGUCACAACGAUCCAAAUGAUGCACAUUCGCUCGAGACCAACGCCUCAGCAAAAGAGAUGCCACUUUUGUCUGCGUUUCUCAGCACCAAUAUCGCGCUUCCAAAAGUAUGGACGGUGCCAAGUGACUCCCAUCGCUAUCUCUGUUCCAUCCACACCGUUCAGCGCCGCGCGCUUGCUCAAAGCCUAAAGGAGGAGUGCAAUGUUGACCUCUACGAGCUCUCUAAUAUGAUUCAUCCGGAUAUUGUCGUUGACUCGCACAGCGCCGUCCUCUUCAUAACCUUGAGCGACAUUCCUAGCACCCUCGACACCUUGACCUCGGAGAUCAGUGAGCUGGCAUAUGGAUUCAGUCGUAUACUGGUUAUUCUAGAAUCUUUCCCAGCUGAUCGCGCCCAAUUCUCUACCGAGAGAUGGAAAGACGGGCACUGGGCGCAGUUAACAAUGUUCACAAAGACGAUCAGCGAAACGUGCUUGAAGCUCAAGAACAAAGUCAACAUCAAACUAGGGCUACUCGACCAUGACGAGCAUUUGGAAAGGUCUGAGGAAACCUCUAGUGGACAAGCCUUGGGCGAUACUUCGGUUGAAUUUGUCAUCUCAUUAGCUAUAGAGGACAGCGCGAGGUUCGUUCGAAUCUUUGGAGACUAUUCAGCAGGAUUGGUCACUCCUCUGGAGCGAGCUAAGCUCGGCGGUGCGCGGCAAGAAGAAGUCGCAUCAUGCAUACUCGGUCGGUACCGCGGGAUGAACGUCUUUACGGCUCUCGCCAUUGCUUCGGUGACCCCCCUCAGCAACUUCGUUGCUAUGAGCUCACAGGAAAAGCUGCAUAGCUUUGGUACACUUGUCGGGAAUGAACGGAUGAUUCUUUUUGACAAGACCUAUAGACGCGCAGUGGGUGAUACGUAA